CGGCUGGCCCCGAGGGGGCCGCAUGUGCCCCCCGCCGGGUACCGAGGCAGGACGGAGGAGGAGGCGGAGAGAGAGGCCGCCCCGGCGGCGGGGCAGGCCGGUAGGCCCGAACGGGGCCGGCCCGGUCGUCGGGGCCGCAGUCGGGAGGAGGAGGAGGCGGCGAUGGAGGGCCUGGCCGGGUACGUGUACAAGGCGGCGAGCGAGGGGCGAGUGCUGACCCUGGCCGCGCUGCUCCUCAACCGCUCCGAGAGCGACAUCAAGUACCUGCUGGGCUACGUCAGCCAGCACGGCGGGCAGCGCUCCACCCCGCUCAUCAUCGCCGCCCGCAACGGCCACACCAAGGUGGUCCGCCUGCUCCUCGAGCACUACCGCGUGCAGACCCAGCAGACCGGCACGGUCCGCUUCGACGGCUUUGUCAUUGAUGGAGCCACAGCUCUCUGGUGUGCGGCAGGAGCCGGCCACUUUGAAGUAGUCAAAUUGCUGGUGAGUCACGGCGCCAAUGUGAAUCACACUACAGUGACCAAUUCGACUCCCCUGAGGGCCGCGUGUUUCGAUGGCAGGCUGGACAUUGUGAAAUACCUGGUAGAAAACAAUGCCAACAUCAGCAUUGCCAACAAGUACGACAACACUUGCCUUAUGAUUGCGGCUUACAAAGGCCACACGGACGUGGUGAGGUACCUGCUCGAGCAGCACGCCGAUCCCAACGCCAAAGCCCACUGCGGUGCCACGGCGUUGCACUUCGCGGCCGAAGCCGGCCACUUGGAAAUAGUGAGGGAGCUGGUCAAGUGGAAGGCGGCGAUGAUGGUGAACGGCCACGGGAUGACUCCGCUGAAAGUCGCUGCCGAGAGCUGCAAGGCCGACGUUGUAGAGCUGCUGCUUGCUCACGCCGACUGUGAUAGGAGAAGCCAGAUUGAAGCUCUGGAACUUCUGGGUGCCUCAUUUGCAAAUGACAGAGAAAACUAUGAUAUAAUGAAGACUUACCACUAUUUAUAUUUAGCGAUGCUGGAGAGGUACCGAGACAGCGAGAAUAUAAUUGAAAAAGAAGUUCUUCCACAAAUUGAAGCUUACGGAAACAGGACUGAAUGCAGGACUCCUCAGGAAUUAGAGUCUAUUAGGCAGGACAGAGACGCCCUUCACAUGGAAGGCCUCAUUGUGCGGGAGAGAAUUCUGGGCUCGGACAAUAUCGAUGUUUCUCACCCCAUUAUUUACCGUGGGGCUGUUUAUGCAGAUAACAUGGAGUUUGAACAGUGUAUCAAGCUAUGGCUCCAUGCGUUGCAUCUAAGGCAAAAAGGCAACAGGAACACUCAUAAGGACCUCCUGAGGUUUGCUCAAGUCUUUUCUCAGAUGAUACACUUAAACGAGCCUGUUAAAGCCAAGGACAUCGAGAGCGUUCUGAGGUGCAGUGUCUUGGAAAUAGAACAAGGCAUGGCCCGGAUCAAAACCACCCAAGACUCUGACAUCCACACAGCCAUGGACAACUACGAAUGCAACAUUUUUACCUUUCUCUACUUAGUCUGCAUCUCUACCAAGACCCAGUGCAGUGAAGAGGAUCAGUCGCGAAUCAACAAACAGAUUUAUAACCUGAUUCACCUCGAUCCCAGAACUCGGGAUGGCUCUAGUUUGCUGCAUCAUGCUGUCAAUUCCAGUACGCCGGUUGACGACUUCCACACGAAUGAUGUCUGCAGCUUUCCGAACGCGCUUGUCACAAAACUCUUGCUAGAUUGUGGUGCUGACGUGAACGCUGUGGACAACGAAGGGAAUAGUCCGCUCCACAUCAUUGUCCAAUACCACAGGCCCAUCAGUGACUUCUUGACGUUGCAUUCCAUCAUCAUUAGCCUGGUGGAGGCUGGUGCUCAUACAGACAUGACGAAUAAGCAGAAGAAAACCCCUCUUGAUAAAAGUACAACAGGGGUGUCUGAAAUACUCCUUAAAACUCAAAUGAAGCUGAGUCUCAAGUGCCUGGCUGCCCGAGCAGUACGGAUCUAUAACAUCAGCUACCAAAACCAGAUCCCCAGAACUCUGGAAGAAUUUGUGAAGUUUCACUAGGCUACAUAAAAUCUUUCGUGGUGGUGCUAUCCCGGGACGACAUCAAUUGCAGACAGCAGAAUACAUACGUAUACAUGGAGUUGUUUUUCUCUGUUCUUUUGGUUUUGGGUUCCUCUGGAUUCGGUCUGCAGCCUCAGUUCUCAUGCAGAUCUUGGCGGGGGGGGGAAAAAGCCGCAUCAUUUUCCUGUAGUCAAAUCUGAUGUUUGAGAUUUUGGUCAUUUCUUUUGAUUAAAAGAAUUGCUUCGUUAUCUAUCGUUUUUGUAAACAAAAUGAAAAGAAUCCCAAUGUAACUUGUGCAGAAUGUUUCGUUUCCAGUACACAUCUCCACUUGGGAUUUGCAGGCAAAUGCUUUAGGUAGUUAAUUACAAAGGCACCUCUGAAAGCCUGUGUCACUGUGCUACCGAGGCAGUAGCUUUGCAAAUUUUAAAACUUCUUGGAGUGAGGUGGGAAAGAACAAUUGGAAAUUAUGUGGUAGUUGGUUAAAAGUGAAGUCUCGACAUACAGAGCAGUCCAUUGCUCUCAUACCUCACCAUCUUUUUAUGCCUUUCAGUUAAUGCUGAAGAUGUUGGUAACGUUUUAAAUUUUUAUUUUUUUUAAAUUAAAUGUUGAACAGCAGUUAUCAACAGCUACAGACGUAUGGAAUGCUCUGUUAGGAAAUACAGGUUUAAAUUCAGCUGUGGUAUGUUCAUCUAAUAAUAGUUGAAAUAUCAAGCUCUUCAUUUACACUACUACAGUAAGUAUUGAAUAACUUUUGAAAAAGGAACUUGCACAUUGACCGAAAUGAACCAGAGUCAUGGUUUCUUUUUAUGUAGCUAAGUUGCUCAUAUAUAAAGAUCAUGCAUGGAUACCUAGAAAAUUUAUAGGGUAUUUGUGUUCGUGUGUGUCCCAACAUUUCAAAAUGCUUUUGUUUUUUGUUGUUUCAAUGAUCACCAUGCACCUUUUUAACUCAAAGUAUGUAAAACUGCACUCUUGGAUUCCAAAUGCUGUAUCUUCCUAAUGGAGUAGUCUGUCGCCAAAGAGAGUCUUCCUUGAAACUGCUUGAAACUGGCUUUUCCAAUAAGCGUGGAGUCUGUGCCUCCCUGAAUCGGACUUGAGGAUUUUUCGUGAUUUUUACUCCUUUCAUUAUGAAAAUCUCUAUGAAACCUGAUUUUUAAAAAAUUGUCCUAUCGUAAGAUCUUUUGUGAUAAGCAACUGAUUGUAUAAUAACGCUGUUGCUUGAGAAAGUACUUCUCCUUGGUAGAAGUUGCAGAUACUCCGACAGUAAAAUGUCACUUGUUUUGACAGGCUACUGAAAACUCUGUUUAUUUUAAAUGCAGCUUUUUAACUGUCAGAUGAUGAAAGAAUGUUCUGUAGGUUUUUUUUAAACAAUCUGGGUAGAACUUUAAGGCGAGAUUUGGGCACACGUUUCUAUUUGUACAACAAAUAAAUAAACAUUGAAUGUGGAAUUAGCUUGUAACUCUUGAUUUUUGUCUGGUGCCAAGCACAAUGGCGCUGGCUGUUGUGUCUCCUUCAAGGGAAAAACUUUAGAAAUACCGUGUCUUCUGAGCUGCAAACUUUAGGUGUCUGUCGCUUGUAGCUCAGGUAGGUUGGACUACUGCACUCAAAAAAACCCCGUGACUCUUGCAGUCGAACGUCAGGCAAAAUG
Gymnogyps californianus (California condor) is the source of this 3691-nucleotide messenger RNA. It is a transcript of the gene FEM1B, whose product is annotated as fem-1 homolog B. Gene Ontology annotation, molecular function: protein binding. The record is from RefSeq and is a predicted model, not a curated record. NCBI's taxonomy places the organism in Eukaryota, Metazoa, Chordata, Aves, Accipitriformes, Cathartidae. Bases 163 to 2046 code for a protein of 627 amino acids. The transcript has 2 exons.